This is a messenger RNA of Pseudopipra pipra, 2204 nucleotides long. RefSeq names its product angiotensin II receptor type 2 (gene AGTR2). Gene Ontology annotation, molecular function: C-C chemokine binding; C-C chemokine receptor activity; angiotensin type II receptor activity. Gene Ontology annotation, biological process: cell chemotaxis; regulation of apoptotic process; immune response. Bases 682 to 1800 code for a protein of 372 amino acids. The record is from RefSeq and is a predicted model, not a curated record. The transcript is spliced from 2 exons. NCBI's taxonomy places the organism in Eukaryota, Metazoa, Chordata, Aves, Passeriformes, Pipridae. Gene Ontology annotation, cellular component: external side of plasma membrane; membrane.
CAGCUAACAGCAAGGAUUCCUGGUGGAGGGUGUCCACUUUCUCUCUCUGUGUGUUCAUAUUAUGGUCAGCUCUGCCAGGACUAACAGCCUGUUUCACUCUCAAAUGUGUUAGCAAGUGCUGGGAGUCCAUGGGCUGCAUGGGAAUCCCCCUGCCUUCAGAGAUGCAUGAAUCCUUGCGUGGAGGCUCCCAUGUGUUGCGUGUGCACGUGGAGGGCAGAAAGGGGUUGCAUGUGGGUGUAUCCCCCUGGCCCAAGAGCUGCUGUAGAAGACUGCAGGGAUAUUGACAUGAAUUUCCUUUUUUUUCUUGCUCGAUUUCUUCCCUUUUCUUUUUUUUUUUCCUGGCUGUCUUGUUCCUCUCUCCUGAUUUACCGCAAGCGCUCACGUGGCCUUAGAAAGGGGGGUUCUCAAACUGCUUUGCUUCCAAAAGGAAAAGAAGCUGGCUGGCAUUCAUAUUUCACUUCUUGAGUUAUGUAGGUUAAAGUCUCCCAGUGGGAAAACGGAAGAUAUGAGAGAGCAGAUUGCUGGUGGCGACACUUGCUGGGAAGAAAACGGAAAAAAAGGAGCACAGAACUCUAGAGCUACAUCCGGACGAAUGUGAGGUCUGAGAGGUGAGAGAUGUGAUAGAAAAUUGCUGCUAGCACAUGAAUUUCCUGCAGAACGUCCCUUUCCACCAGCACCAGCAUGCAGAACAACUACUCCCUGGCUGUCACCACCAGAGAAACUCUUCAAGCCCUCUCUACAGCACUGACAAACUCGUCGGCUGUGUUACUCUCCCCCCCUCCCUGCCCUCUUACCUCUUCAGAUUAUCAGUUUUCACUGAUUCCAGCACUCUUCUCUGUGGUUUUUGUUGUGGGAUUGAUUGGCAACAGUGUGGUGGUUGGGGUGCUUUGUCGUCACACUAGUCCCAAAACAGUUGCUAAUAUUUACAUUUUCAACCUGGCCAUGGCAGAUCUGCUGUGCCUUGCUACCCUUCCCUUCUGGGCCACCUACUAUGCCCAGGGAUACAACUGGCUCUUUGGGUCUCUCAUGUGCAAGAUCUCCAGUUCUGUCCUGUGCUUGAACAUGUUUGCGAGUAUUUUUUUCAUUACGUGCAUGAGUGUGGACCGGUACCACGCCAUUGUCCAUCCUAUUCACUCCCAAAGAAGGACUCUACAACAAGCUUAUUUUGUAGCAUCAGUUGUGUGGGGCCUUGCCUGUUUGUCCUCCCUCCCAACUUUUUAUUUCCGAGACACUUACUACAUCGAAAGCUUGGGGGUCAAGGCUUGCAUUAUGGCCUUUCCUUAUGAGAAUUAUGCAAAAUGGUCUGUGGCAACAGCCUUCCUGAAAAAUGCCCUCGGCUUCUUCAUCCCCUUGACAGUGAUCACCACCUGCUACAUCUGGAUCAGGAGGCACUUGCUUAAAGCACGGGAGUUUCGGAAAAGAAAGCAGAAGAGGGACAAAGUGCUAAAGCUGGUUGCUGCUGUUGUUGUGGCCUUCUUAAUUUCCUGGCUUCCAUUCCACAUUUUAACCUUUUUGAAUGCCUUGGCUCAUAUGAACAUCAUUAACAGCUGUGACGUGAUAGGGAUCAUUGACACGGCACUGCCCUUUGGCAUCUGCAUGGCAUUUGCCAACAGCUGCAUCAACCCUUUGCUGUACUGCUUCAUUGGGAACCAGUUCCAGCAGAAGCUCCAUCGCUUGUUUAAGAGACGAGUUUAUCAGUUCAACAGCCAUCGAGAAAGCUCCUCUUCAAGGAAGGGCAGCUGCUUCAGAGAAACUGAGACUGCCAUGGGCAGGGAAAGAGAACCUGAGUCCUUCCUGUAGGCUCUGGGGCAUGAUGUAGGACAAUGUCAGUGCAGCUGGUUGUCCCUGCAGUGAUGACAUUCCUCUCCCCUCUUCCCUUUGUUUUGGGCCCAUUCAUUUACCAGCUGCUUGAAGGAGAAUCUGUUUUUAUCAUACAUGAGGAUUUAUUCCUCCUUUCUGCAAUGAGCACUCAACUUUUACAUAGAAGAAAAGUUCAGACAAAUAAAUAUAUUGAUGGUAUUUUAAAUAUCAUCUUUUUGCGUGGCUGGGAACAGGCAAGUGUUAAGUGUGACACUAAAAGACUAAAUAUACCAAAGGACUGUUGCACGACAGCUACAACUGCGUAGGUGCUGAGUAUUAUACCCUAAGCUGAUUUUCUAAAAGAGAUUCUCACUAGAGAAUGUGUAAAUAAAGAAGGUCAGAUA